Molecule: messenger RNA, 1714 nt
Organism: Carassius gibelio (silver crucian carp)
Lineage: Eukaryota; Metazoa; Chordata; Actinopteri; Cypriniformes; Cyprinidae
Product: nesprin-1-like
Exons: 8
Coding region: 409-1392 (327 amino acids)
Source: RefSeq, a predicted model, not a curated record
CUCAGCCCAUCUUUAACCUCUAAAGACCUGCAGCACCUCCAGACCAGGAAGGAGGACUGCCUUCAACUCUUCAGUGAAGCUCAGAGUUUGGUAGCACAUCAAGAUGAAGCUCUACUCAAACUAAAAGACUUCUGUGAUUUACAAUAAAGUCAGAACUUCUCUACAGACAUUCCAGGAUGCUGUUGAAGGAAGAGGGAGCUGGGAUGAAUCCAAAGUCAGGGAAAUAAAUCAGGAACUUGGGGACUUUGCCAAGGAGUUAGCAUGUCUGGAGGUGUCAGAAGAGGAAAGAACAUCCUGCAGAGGGCUGGUGGAUGAUGUUGUGUUGAGCGUGCAGGUGCUUCAGAGAAGCUUUGGGACAAAGUAGAGUGAGGCAGAGGCACUAGCGGCCAUGUGGAGAUCCUUUAGGGGAUGGAAGGAGCUGCUGCUUGGGAGUCAGUCAAAGCUGGAGGACAGAGUCAAUAUACCGUGGCCUACAGAAGUCAGCACACAUGCCUUUCAACAGAGGUUGUGGUUGCUGAAGCAGUUGGAGGAAGAGAUCCAAGCCCUACAGCACAGUCAGCUGUGGUUGGGAGAAAGAGGAGAACAACUGGUCCACAGAGACUCCGAGCUUGCAGGAGAUGCCCAACGGGACAUAGCCUUGGUCCAGUCCACCUGGGAGAGGACAAGGGCAAUUAUUGUGGAGGAAUCUGUGAGAGGACGGAUACAGACAUCAGUCUUUAUACUCGCUCCCUUGAGCUUUGGAAUGACAUUAAUAAAAUGGCUAAUGAGAUUGAGUGUUGGAGUGCCAUCUCUGGAGCUGCCAGUCUACUCUCUGCUCAUGACAUGGAAGAACGCCUCUCUGAGUUCAAGCUGGAGUUGGAUAAUAAGGAAGAUGAACUGAAGAUCUUGCAGACAAAGAGGACACAGCUAAAGGAACUGAUAAGAACCCAGCACAUAUACACUGAACUGCAGGUGAUGGCUGCAGAUCUGAGGAAGCGGAUUUCCCAUGCUGCAGAGGUGUAUGAUCAAACCAAAGACAUGUAUAAAGACUUCAUCUCCCAGAGGCCGCAGCUCCUAGAUCUAAUUUCCCAGAUUUCAGAGCAGCUGAAGACCUCAGCGGACUUGCUUUCAGAGUUUUCAACAUCCUCUGACCCAGAGAAUUUUGUUAAGGUCAAGCUGGUUGAGAGGUCACAGAAGCAGUUAGAGGUGAGUCUGGAUGUAGCAAGUGAGACUCUCAGAGCACUGUGUGGAACGUACCCGACUCAGCAACUGACCCUGUUGGGUGACGCCGUCUCCCACCUGGUCAAGAGGAACGAGGAAGUGACACAACUCCGCAGCCAGAUCCUGGGGUCUCUUCAGGACACUCUACUGCAGCUCUUCAAUGACUGCAAUAGAGGAAGUCAUGGAGGGUGAAGAGCGCUUGGCUCGGGUUUGUGAAGAUGGAGAGAGACUCCUCUUGCAUCUCACCAAAUGUGGGACUGGAAGCAUACAGGAGCAACUGGACUCUUGUAAAUAUGCCUUGGAUUUAUUUGUUAUGGAAUGCCGACAGCGCAUACAGGCCCUGGAAGUGCCAACCUAUUAAAUGGGUAUGAAAUGUGUGUGGUGGAGCUCAGCGGCUGGCUGCAACAGCUGGAGGAGAGACUGAAGACAGAUGCUCCUCUGUGGGGUCAGAGUCAGUCUGCAGCCCCCGAUUGUUCAGAAGAGCUGAGAAGAGUGGAGGAAAUCCACAGAGUGC